AUGCUGACCUCUGUCUGCACACAUUCGCUGCUGCUUCUGGGCAGCAGCUUCGUCGCCGUCGCCUCCGCAUCUCGAGACACAUCCCAAGACUCGCAAGUCCGCCUCACGGGCCCAGUUCGUCAUCAUCAAGUCGAUCCCGUUAUUCUUGAUGCAUUAAAGGAGCAUUCCGAUCCUGUAGAUGCCCUCGUCUCGCUGCACCCCGAGGCAGCUGACCAGCUUGCCCAGCCUCGCUUGCUCCGCGUAUCUGGUGAGCCGACGGCCAGAUGGAUGACUGAAGGUGACAAGUUGCGCCUCAAGCGCAAGGGCCACAAGUUUGUCGACAUUACCGACCAUGAGGGCUUUUACAAAAAGAAUGUGGAUGCAUUGGCUGGAGAGGCUCAUUUGCCCAGUCUCUCACAUCAGCGCAUUGUAAAGCCUCUCCUUCCUCAAGUCUCGACAAAGAGGAUGCGCCAUGUGCUGGAACACAUGACUAGCUACUACACCAGAUACUUUGGUAGUGUUACGGGCGAAGAGAGUGCCCAGUGGCUUCAUGAUCACAUCGCUGAUAUUAUUAAGGAAUCUCCAUUCCAUACCCAUAUCUCUCUCGAGGUUUUCACGCAUUCUUUCCCUCAGCCAUCCAUCAUCGCUCGCUUUGAGCCCAAGGUGCGAAACUUCUCGCUGCCGCUGACCAUCCUUGGCGCACACCAAGACUCCAUGAACUACCUAUUCCCUCUCCUGCCCGCGCCUGGUGCCGAUGACGACUGCUCGGGAACUGUGAGCAUACUCGAGGCUUUCCGCGUGCUGGCAACCAGCGGCUUUAUCCCCAAGAAUGGACCCGUUGAGUUUCAUUGGUACGCCGCUGAGGAGGGCGGUCUUUUGGGCAGUCAAGCUAUUGCACGAUACAAGAAGGAGUCGGGCGCUCGCAUCGGCGCCAUGAUGGAGUUUGACAUGACGGCCUUUAUUGCCAAAAAUGCUACCGAGUCCAUUGGCUUCAUUGAGACGGAAGCGGAUGCUCCUCUGACCAAGUGGGCAGCCGACUUGGCCAACGACGGUGCGGGCUCCGACUACAUGUCUUUUACGCAGCUCGGCUAUCCGUCCGCUUUUGCCUCGGAGGGCAACCCGUCAGCUGGUGCAUUUCCCGGCGAAUUCGACCCUUACGUCCACACCGCUAAAGAUACCAUGGAUAUUGAUGACGACACGGGCGUCUUCUCGCUCGACCACAUGGCACGAUUUUCUGAACUUGCCAUUGCAUUCGUUAUCGAACAGGCAGGCUGGGACAACAAAUGGAGGUGA
Messenger RNA from Metarhizium acridum CQMa 102, 1272 nucleotides. The record is from RefSeq and is a predicted model, not a curated record. NCBI's taxonomy places the organism in Eukaryota, Fungi, Ascomycota, Sordariomycetes, Hypocreales, Clavicipitaceae.